AGUCGUUGAGCCCGAAACGUUCCACAUUGCCUGGCGACCUUCCUGCGACACCCGACUUACAAUUUUUUAGUUUUUUCUCGGCUUCCUGAGCUGCUGCACCUCUCUGCGGUCCUGCUUCAUGCGCUCAUCAUCCCUCUCUACCGAGUCGUCGUCGCUGUCUACAAACGAAGAUGAAGGGAAUCCGAAACCCACCGGCGCCAUCAAGCACUGUUCCUCUCUCUCCGACCUCUAAGGGCACUGCAAAAUAUACAAACAAGGACGGGUCCAAGUUUAUCACAGUUCCCAAAAUGAACACGCCUGUCACUUCCGCCCAACCCUCCCCGACCACCGCGCCCUCUUCCGCUGUCAAUACCGCAGCGCAAGCAGCCGCCGGGACUGAACCUGCUCCGCCCGUAAACCGAAAGAAGCAGAAGAGGCGCGCGAAGGCGGCGGCCAAGGCAGCUGCGGAACAAGCUCAGAAGAACUCGGCCACCAACGGUCUCCCUAGCCCGCCUCGCACAAACGAUCAGCAAUCAGCCGACGCCGAACCCGAGGACGAUGACGAGGAGCCAAGCGCCAAGCAUGAUUCACAGGACCAGACACCGUACCAGAACGGAGUUGCGCAAAAACCCGCUUCAGGGAAGUCAAAAAAAUCCAAAAAGAAAAAGAAGAAGAAUGCAACAGGGCAGGCCCAUGAAGGUUCGAACGACAACGGGCAACGGCAGAACGCUCAAAACCACACCCAACCGUCCUCGCAAAAUGACCGCCGAAGCAUGUCGAAGGAAAAGAUAUGGAACACAAAUUCGCAAGAGGAGCGCGAGCGAAUCAAGGAGUUCUGGUUGGGGCUCAGUGAAAGUGAGCGCAAGUCUCUGGUCAAGGUUGAAAAGGACGCCGUCUUGAAGAAGAUGAAAGAGCAGCAGAAGCACACGUGCAGCUGUACGGUCUGCGGGCGGAAGCGCACGGCCAUCGAGGAGGAACUGGAGGGUCUUUAUGACGCCUAUUAUGAAGAGCUGGAGCAGUAUGCCAACCACCCCAACCAAGGCGAAGGGCCUCCGAUGCUGCGUCCCCGCAGGUCGUUUGGCUCGAUGGGAGGCAUGCGACCCCGCGGUCUCCACUCGCGAUAUUCAAAUCACCAACCGUCUCGCGGUCGCAUCAUGGACGAUGCGGGGGAUGAAGAGGAGGAGGAAGCCGAGGCAGAGGACGAUGGCGAAGGGGAGGAAGGAGAGGGAGUCUACAGCGAGGAGGAGCUGGAAGACGACAUGUACAGCGAAGAUGAGCAAGAGCCCUCUGAAGAACUGCACCGAUCCGACUACGCUGCCGAUUUCUUCAACUUCGGGAAUAGCCUGACUGUGCAGGGUAGGGACAGACUCCCCAUUCUUCCAUCAUUCCUACAGAGUUAUUAUCCCUUCUCGGGGACUGGCAAUGACGCUUAUGGCUCAUCUUCUCUAGGCGGCAUCUUGACGGUGGCCGACGACCUGCUCAAGAAUGACGGGAAAAAAUUCAUCGAGAUGAUGGAGCAGCUCGCGGAGCGCCGCAUGGCCCGCGAAGAGGAUGCAAGGGGGCAGUUCGAACGGGGAUACGACCAUGCAAAUGGCGACCGCUAUGGGCACGGUCACCCGCCCCCACCUGAUGAGGAGGAAUUUGAGGAUGAAGAGGAAGAAUAUGAAGAGGAUGAUGAGGAAGAAUACGACAGUCAAGAUGAAGAGGACACUAUGACAGAGGAGCAGCGCAUGGAGGAAGGCAGGCGGAUGUUCCAAAUCUUCGCCGCUAGGAUGUUCGAACAAAGGGUUCUGACAGCCUACCGGGAAAAGGUUGCCAAAGAACGUCAGGCGAAGCUACUAGAGGAGAUCGAGGCGGAAAAUCAACAGGAUGCGCAGCGAAAGGCGAAGAAGGCUAAGGAGGCGCAAAAACGAAAAGACAGGGCAGCCAGGAAGAGAGAGGCCCAGGCCGAAGAACGUGCUCGUAAAGAAGCUGAAAGAGCUGCCGAAGAAGCAGCACGCCGAGCCGAGGAGGCCCGCAAAGCCGAGGAACAACGAGCCAAAGCCGAAGAAAAGCGGAAGAAGAAGGAGGCUCAGAGGAAGGCAGAGGAGGAGGAGCGCCAGCGAAAGGAAGCGGAGCGCCUACGCAAAAUACACGAGCGAGAAGAAAACGAGCGCAAGGCUCGUGAGGCCAAGGAACGGGAAAAGAAAGCUCGCGAGGAGGCGCGCCUGAAAGAGAAAGAAGCCCGCGAGCAAAAGGAGCGGAAAGAACGUGAGAGGAAAGAACGGCAGGAGCGUGAGCGACGGGAAAAGGAGGCCAAGGAAGCUAUGGAAGCUAAGGAGGCCAAGGAGGCCAAGGAGGUCAAGGAGGCCAAGGAGGGGAAGGAUACCAAAGAAAAGCGGAAAAAGGAUGAGAAGACGGCGCAAAAGCCCGCAGUCCCCGCGGCCGCCGUUCCAGUCCCUGCCACCUUUCCAAAGCGGUCCGCCGCCCAACAACCUCCCGCAGCCCCUGCAGCCGCGGUGCCGGUGCUCCCGCAGCAGCCAGCAGCUUACGCUUCGCCGCAAGUCCCGGUAGCCACACCCGCACUUCCAAAAGCCCCAACGCCCAUGCGUGCACGUCAGACAUCUCAACAAGGUGCCCCUCCGGCUUCAUCAGGAACUGCCUCAAAUUCGGGGUCUAUGGCCAGCCAGAACCCAUCCCCUCACCCGGUCACGCCAGUACAAGCGAGCCCCGGGCCGAUAGCGCCUCCAAGCAAGUCUGGAGCCCCAGGAACUUGUUCGCAAAACAGCGUUCAGCCGCCAUCGCACUCUGCGUCUCCGAUGAGCUUCCCCGCAAAGCUACCGCCUCCUCAGCACGGCCCUUUCGGCGUCCCUCCCAUGGGUGCUGCAAUGUCUUAUCCGCCAGGCUUGCCUCAGGCUCCUCCUGGGUUCGCUAGCCCCAUCCAUCGCGAUCCCUUGUUUCCUCCAAUGCCUGGGUUCAGACCGGCGCCGGGGAUGAUGCCCAUGCCACCUGGACUCGGCGGGCCGGGCGGAAACCGAGGGUUUCCCUUGCCCCCUCCUCCAGGUUUCCACGGCCCAAUGGACUCUCCAGUGCCGAGCAUGGCCCAAGUAAUGGCUCCCGGCCUGCCAAAGGAUAGCCCGUCCCCUCAUUCACGCCAUGGUUCAGGGAGCUUUGAUGCCAGCGCAUCACAGCCCAUCAGCCGACCUACCCCAAUAGGGAGGCCAGCCAGUGUGGUGCAAAGUCAAAGACCUUCAAGCGGGUCACCUUCGGCUGGACUAUCAAAGCCAGAACCAGAGGCGCAUUUAGGAAGCCGUGCCCUUCUAGACGACCUGGAUGAUGGCCCUCAGGACUUCCCCGGACGUCUCUCCCGGGGUGGCUCAGCGCCGGCGCCCCGCCCAGCGCCAGGGUUUCCAAUCGCUCCUUUCGGGAUGGAUCCCAUGUUUUCGCAUAACCCAUGGGGGCCUCCUGGUCCGGUACCUCCCAACCCCUUUGGCCCGCCGCCGCCUCCCGGAUUCGGCCCUAAUCCGCUGAGCGUCCAUGGCCCGAUGAGCAUGCCCUGGGGCCACCCAAUGCCCUCAGCAGCAACUUUUGGAGGACAGGGCGUCGUCGACCGGCCUAUCGAGCCGAGGUCGGUAGCCGUGCGGAAGAUGCUCCGCCGUGCCUGCGAGGAGCUUGCAAACGCCGAGAGCGGGAGCACUGAGGGCCACUCCGAACCGAAAGACGCCUUCAUCCCACUAGAGAAGAUCAAGGCGCAGGUUGAGUUGUUCACCCACGGGUAUGCUAUUGACGAGAAGGAAUUGCUCGACAUUUGCGAGACCGAAGGCAACGAGGUCAAUGGUGGCGGCAGCUUCGAUGUUCGCGACGAUGACCAAGGUGGCAAAUUAAUCAGGUUCGUUUUGGGCGACGAGAGGCCGACGCCGCAGCCCGUCCAGCUAGCGGUUGGCUACCACCCUGGAAGCCCGGCUAGCGGUAACGGAGGAAAUCAGGCCGGCGGCAAAGCCUAGAAGUGGUCGUCGGCCACAGUGCUCGCGCAGUUCUGGGACAGUGCUCAUAGCAAUAUGAGGGAAGCAAGCGGGUCCAAUACCCCUUCCUCGUCGGUUAACCCAAAGCAUCCGAUCGAUGCUCGUGGACCGAGAAUUCUGAAUGGCUGGAACUUCCCAUCUAAUGAGGGUGGUACAAAAGAGCCCAAAAAAAAAUUUGAAGACCAUGACCUUGCCGUGCCAUGGUACUUCUUCGCGGAAUAGCUGAUAGGGAAUUCACCGGAGAGUGUGUUGUAAGUAGUCUUUGAUCAGCGAAGGAAAGCGAUUAAAUGAGUGCAGCAUUGCUGCC
Thermothelomyces thermophilus ATCC 42464 is the source of this 4287-nucleotide messenger RNA. RefSeq lists its product as uncharacterized. The transcript has 2 exons. Lineage: Eukaryota; Fungi; Ascomycota; Sordariomycetes; Sordariales; Chaetomiaceae. The record is from RefSeq and is a predicted model, not a curated record. Bases 288 to 3962 code for a protein of 1224 amino acids.